This is a messenger RNA of Caenorhabditis angaria, 4521 nucleotides long. The record is from the annotation of a GenBank genome assembly. Lineage: Eukaryota; Metazoa; Nematoda; Chromadorea; Rhabditida; Rhabditidae.
AUGGUAACUUCAGAAGAUUCAGUUCAAAUCGAACAACCACCACAAUUGCAAGUUGAGGAGAAUUCGGAUUCCGAAAAUGAGAAAAUCCAGGUAAAAAUUUGAAUUUGAGUUUUUUUUUGCGCGCGCCACACAUUUUUCGGCCGCGCGUGUUUUUUAAAUUCCAUUUUUUUCAUUUCAAUUUUUCUGCAAAAAAUAAUAUUUUCGAUACAUUUCCGAUUCUGAUUACGAUUUCGCAGUCUGAUUUUAGUUAGCUCAACUCUGAAAUUGAGCUAUGACAAAGCGAAUCGCUUCAAUAAAGUCUGAAUAUUCAGUCUUGGUUUUCUAUAUUUCUGAUUUUAUACACGUCAUAAAUUUUUCGUAUUUUGAGGGAAAUUUGAACAUUGUUCGUUAUUUUUGUACUUGGAAACCUCUAUAUUCGUCACGAGAUCGAAAAAGUCAUCAUUCGGAGCAUUUUUCGGUUUCCGAUAAUUAGGCAAAGCCCCAGAGAUUUCAAGUGCAACAAUGAUUCAAAUUUUGUCACGUCAUAACUUUUUUUUGAGUUCGCCAAUGUUAACUAGGAUUAACAGCUGAAAAAUCACUAAAAAUACAUGUAGUUACCCAAAAAAAAUUUUCAUUUUUCAAUUUUCCAGCAAUUGAAAGCCGAAAAUCGACUACAAAAUGAGAAAGAAGAUGAACUAACGAAUGGAAAUGCUGAAAAUGGAGAGGAAAAUGGGCACAAAGAAGUAGAAGAUCAAGCUGAAAAUAAUGGGGAACCAAUGGAAACUGCACAAACUGAAAACCACAAAGAGGAAGACGAAGAAAUAGAAAAAAUUGAAGAAUCUAAAGGAGAUCAAGAAGCAUCAACAUCGACAUCAAAUGGAAAUGGUACAUCGAAUGGAUCUGGAACAAAACGAGCUGUUGAAUGUAUAGAUCUUGAUGAUGACGAUGAUGAUGAUAUUGAAGAAGUUGCUAAAGAACCUGUUACAAAAAAGUUCGUUUGACUUUUGAAUUUUUUCCUGAAGUGUUUGCUAAUUUACACACACAGGCAAUCCGCGAAGGAUCCUUUAAGGACGCUUAAAGGACCGUUCAUCCUUUUAGCGGCCUUUUUUCAUCCUUAAAUUUCAAAGGAUGAAAAAGUCCGGAAAAAGGGAGGUCCAAAAUGGGCUCAUUUCAUGCUCGUAGUGAUAAUAAAUUGAUGUCCCACACUCAAAACACUGAAAUUAAAUGAUAUAAUCAUGAAACAAUACAAAAUUCCAACAAAAAUGUAACACUAAAAAAGUAUCCUUUAAGUGAGCUUUAAGCGUACUUGAAACGAUCCUUUAAGGAAGGCAAGCUCCGCCCCCUACACAAAAAAUAACAGCGCGCGCAGCUCGCCACAUGUCCGUCAUGCAGAUUAUAUAAAUAAAUCUUCUUUGCAAAAAAGGCAAUGCAGAUUUCUUUCGCAUAAGUCUGUAUUUAAUUAUAGUUUCGAACUUCUAUUUUUGCUUAUCAUCUGUACAACAGAUUUAUCACCAAAAUUUUCUAAAAUUUAAUAAAAGGUCCAUUUUUGAUCCAUCCUUAAACCGUCCUUAAAUCGAGCUUUGCGAUGUACUUAAAGCCCCCUUUUUUGCAAAAUGAAAGGAUCCUUAAAGCGUCCUUAAAGGAUCCUUCGCGGAUUGCCUGUGCAAUGUUCUAAGAUGAAAAAUCAAAUUUUUUAACUUGGGCUGAACAAAAUUAUUCGAUUAAGAUUAUAUUAUUUUUAUUCUUACUUACUUUCAACCUAAAUUCUCACAUCUUAAUUUUUUCCAGAGCCAAGACUUCUGAUGACGAUGAUAUUCAGGAAGUGAAAGAGAUUCCCAAAAAAGAAGAAGAUAGUCCUCAAUUGACAAGCUCAGAAAAGUUAUUAGAUCGAUUGCAAGAAUAUGUUGGUGAAGCGAUUGCUUCAGGAACUGCUGUAAAUCGAAAAGUUCUUGAUGCACUCCUUGGCGCAAUUAAUUUGCAAGUUCAAAAAGAGCCACACAGUGUCAGAAAAUUGAUUCUCGAGAAACAAUUGGUUCUUCCUAAUACUAUAUCUUUUCCACCAAGUCAAACAGUUGAUAUGUUGAUUGAACAUGAUCCAGAUUUCCCGCUGACUAAAGUGAUCAAUAAAAUGUUUGGAGAUGAGAGACCAAGAUUGAGUGAUGCUGAAAAGAAAGAUCGAGCUUAUCUGAAAUCAAAUAUGCCUGCUCCACACAUGACAAAAAUGUUGAUGGACAUUGGACAGGAUUUGGUGCAAGAAUCAACGUAUUCUGAUAUUGUGCAUGCUCGAAAUCUCCCAGAGCCUCCCAAGAAUUUCGACACUUAUAAACAAGUUGCUCUUCAAUUGAAACCAGUUUGGGAGACUUUGAAAAAGAAAAAUGAGCCAUACAAGAUGAAAUUACGCAAGUGUCACGUAAGCGAUUUUUUUUUUGAAAAUUUUGUUUUUUGUUAAAAAUUUCAUUUCAUUUUUUCAGUUAUGUGGCUUCCAAACUGAAUCCGGAUUGGUUUUGACAAAUCAUUGGGCUACACUUCAUUUCAUCGGCAAUAAAUAUCAAUGUGCAUAUUGUAAGGAAUUUGAUACAAAUGAGCAGCGAAUGAAGGAGCAUUAUUUGUGAGUUUUUUUGAAAAAAGAAUUCGGGAUUUUUUUUCUAGAAUAUAAGUAAUUUUUUCUUUUAAAAAAUAUGGAUCAUAACACAAAAACUUACCAAAUCCGUAUUUCCAGUAACUCUCAUCUUAUCAUUGCUAACUCUGACGACAAAGAAUCCAAAUAUCCAUGCGCGAUUUGCGACGAAGAUUUCCAAUUCAAAGGUGUUCGCGAUCAACAUCUCAAACAAUGUAAAAAAGACUAUAUUCGCGUCAAACACAUAAUGAUGCCGAAACAAGAUGAUUUCUUGGUGAUAAAUAGAUGGCUUUGGGAAAAACCGCCAGUUGAUCCAAGUAUUCUUCAACAACAACAAAAUCAAUUGAAAAAGCAGCAACAGAAUCAACAACAACAAGUUGCAGCUCAACAACUUCAGAAUCUCCGAAGGCAGCAACAACAAAUGCAAGUUGUUCAACAACAACAACUUUUGCUGCAACAAAAACAACAGCAACAGAGACAGAUUCAGCAAAUGGCACAACUUAUGCAAAGCAAAAUGGGAAAUACAAACCUUCUCGCUGCAAUGACUGCACAACUUCGUAAAAAUGGCGGAGCGAAUACAGCAUUGUUGGCAGCGAAUUUGCAAAAAUUACAAGCUAGCACAUUGGCAGCCGCAAAAACCAGCGGAACGACUGCGAUGCAAGCUGCAGUUGCUGCUGCAUCUUUGAAGGCGAAAAAUGUGUUGGCAGCAAAGACUGCGAAAUCGAAUGCGGCUUCGAGUUCGGGAGGAGCGAAUUCGCAGAAUUGCGAGAUUUGUGAUACAAUGGUUGCUGAUAAGGAACGAUAUUUGGGGCAUUUGCAGGUUAGUUUUUUUUAAAGUUUGAAGUUUGAGUCUUUGAAGAAAUUUGCUAUAAAAAAGCCUAGUUAAUUUUCAGUUCUUUCUGAACCAAAAUGUUUCGAGAAAAUUUAUUAAAUUGAAAAUUCGUAUUAAAGUUUUCCAUCAGAUAUUUUUUCAAUAAUGAAAUGAUAGAAAAUAAAAAAAAUCACGUUCUCAAAAGAUUUCUCUAUUUCCUUUUAAUUCCCUAACAAUGAAUAAAUUAUUUUCCAGAGCUCGCACAAACAAAUGUCCGGAAAAACUGUUCAAGACAUGUCACAAGGUGCACCAUUGGCCUGUAGUCGAUGCCGUGAUCGAUUCUGGACUUAUGAAGGAUUGGAAAGACAUUUGGUCAUGUCACAUGGUUUGGUAACUGCUGAUUUAUUGCAAAAAGCUCAAAAGAAGGAAGAUGGUGGACGGUGUAAAUUGUGUGGAAAGGUUGGUUGUUUAUUUUUGUUUUGAAAAUUUUGCUCAAGAAAUUAUGUAUGAAAAUGUUUUCUGGAAAACCCGAAAAUCAGAAAAUAAAUCUUUGUCAAUUAAUUUUUGAAAAAUCUAGAAAUAAAAAAAAUAUUUUCAAAUGGUGCAACAGUUCAAAAAUCUUUUGAGAAAUUUUCGCCCAAAAAUUUUUCGUCAAAUUUUUACAUCAGAGUUUUGCCACGUAUUUUCUGAGUCCCAAAAAAUCUAGAAAUAUUUAAAUUUACUAUACAAAAAUGUCAGGAUUGCCACGUGGAUUUUGAGUCUUAAAAAUGUUACUGUUGAUAAUUAAAUUUUUUAUUCCGCCAGUACUACAAAAUUUUUGAAAUUCUAAAUUUUCCCAUUUUUUAGCAAUACGCCUUCAACAUGCUCCAACAUUUAGUUGCCGAUCAUCAAGUCAAACUUUGUUCUGCCGAAAUAAUGUAUUCAUGUGAUGUAUGUGCCUUUAAAUGUACAAGUUAUCAAACUUUGGAAUCGCAUUUGUCAACAAAUCAUCCAAAAGGAUCAACGCCAGCUGCAGCGGUAAGAAUUUAGUUCUAAAUUCGUAAUUAAUUUUUUUUUAAUUUAAUUUUUUCAGCCUAAAAAGAAAGCGGAUGAUUGCAUCACCUUGGACGAUUAA